UCCGGAAGUGCGUCAGACGCACAGCUUUAGUUAAGUGACAGCCGUCGACUCCGUCCCUUGUGACUCACAGCCAAACGACGUUCGUCCAGGAUCGGGCCCUCGUCUGACAGCUCGGUGCGUGAACCCUUUUCUAUUCCGCGGCACCUACUAUGGAGGCCACCGACCCCCGGUCGUCGAGUCACGGCGGACCGGCCAGCAGAGGAGGGUACCCGGGCGGGGAGAGCCGCAAAGACCGCGACGUACCGGGCGGCGGUAACGGGGAAGACGAUCGGGACCGAGGCAGCUUCGAGUGCAACAUUUGUUUUGACACGGCGAAGGACGCUGUCAUCAGUAUGUGCGGCCACUUGUUCUGCUGGCCUUGUCUCCAUCAAUGGUUGGAGACGAGACCCAGCAGACCACAGUGUCCUGUGUGUAAAGCCGGCAUCAGCAGGGACAAGGUCAUCCCGCUGUAUGGAAGAGGGAGUUCCAGUCAAGACGACCCCCGGUUGAAAACUCCCCCACGGCCUCAGGGACAGAGAACUGAGCCAGAAAGCAGAGGCGUUCAGAUGUUCCAGGGUUUCAGCGACACCAGUUUUCACAUGUCGUUUGGCAUCGGCGCGUUCCCCUUCGGCUUCUUCACGACCGUCUUCAACGGCAACGACCCUUUUCACCGGGCAGACCAAUACGCAGGUGAAGCCCAAGGCAACGGCGGUCACGUCAACAACGGGAAUCAUAAUUGGCAAGAUUGCCUCUUCCUGUUCGUGGCCGUUUUCUUUUUCUUCUGGCUGCUGAGCGUGUGACGAAGACGCCGAGCGGCUAAGACGGACGGACUGACAAGAGGGGAAGGGAUGGGGCUCGCUCGCUGAGAAUUGCACACCUAACCUGAGCCACAUACGCAUUCGUGUUUUGUUUCCGAUGAGGUAAUAACUUGGGAGAGCAGUUGUUUGCAAAAAAAAAAAAAAAAAAGUCACAUCAAGCCCUGCCAAACUGCCUUUUGUCAAUAUGAAACAGUAAAAAGCAGCUGUUGAAUUGGCCUCCCGCCCGACACACAACAUCACCACCUCAACACACAACAUCACCACCUCAACAUACAGCCGCAGAUAUUCGCUCACAGAUACAAGGGCGGCAAUAAACUACAAUGGGCUCGAUGUAAGAUAAAUUAGUCUUGUCUUUAAGGGGUCAGCAGAGAUAGUAUCAUGUGACAAGGAGGACCAGGCCUUUCUCCGAGUGUAGUGACUGUAAUUCAUCCCCCCCAAGCUGAGAACAGUGGGAGAGUCGCGGCGGACAAGGAGAGCUAACACCGGUGGUAACCAUAACAACCGUUUUUCUUGCCUCUAAAAGGCCAAAGAGUAGCAGUUUGGUUCUGAGUAAUUGGGUUUGUGUGUAUGUUUAACUCAAUUUGUCUUAAAAAUGACUGCCAGUGCACUGUGAUGUCAUUUGAACAUGUUCUCAAUCACUUUUUUUUUUUUUUUGUAGCAAAGCUUCCCAAAAUAAGAACAGGAAUUGAAGAGUACAAAAAGCGAAAUCUCAAUGAACCAUAUUGGGAAAAUGAUUUCACUUAAUUACCAAGCACUCUCUGCAGUUCAGUGAACUGUGCUUUUUUUGGGAUCUCGACUACAAACCGCAUCCUGUAUUGUCCGAGCGAGCGAUGCAUUUGUAUAUAGAUUUGUACAUUUUUUUUUUUUUUGGUUUUUGUUAUUUUAAAUUCAUUUUUAGUUAUGACACUGAUAACCAGGAUGCUUUUUGUAAAUUUUGCCUCCCAAGGUUAACACAUCUUCUGGGCAGUGUUUACCAUUAAAAAAAAACAAAAAAGCAAAGCUGGAGCUUGUAUUCCGACUGAUUACUGAUCCUCUUUGGGAUGACACGGGCGCUAAUUUUGGGUCGCAUAUUUGUCUUGGUUAUUUACAAAGGCUAAUGUGAGAAGCAAGACAUGAAAAUUUCCAUUAAAAGCACCACCAUGAAGCUGUCAUACUAAU
Hippocampus comes (tiger tail seahorse) is the source of this 1955-nucleotide messenger RNA. RefSeq names its product ring finger protein 5 (gene rnf5). Gene Ontology annotation, molecular function: ubiquitin protein ligase activity; metal ion binding. The record is from RefSeq and is a predicted model, not a curated record. NCBI's taxonomy places the organism in Eukaryota, Metazoa, Chordata, Actinopteri, Syngnathiformes, Syngnathidae. Gene Ontology annotation, cellular component: endoplasmic reticulum. Gene Ontology annotation, biological process: ubiquitin-dependent protein catabolic process. Bases 150 to 779 code for a protein of 209 amino acids. The transcript is spliced from 6 exons.